AUGCCGGCCGCGUGCUGGCCACUGUGUGACGUCAGCUGGGUGACGGCCGCGCUGCUGGCCCUGGCCGCCGCGCUGCUGGUGGCCAACGCGCACGUGGCCCGCGGAUACUGGCGCCGGAUGGGCGUGGCGCAGCCCACCUCCCGGCUCUUCCUGGGGCACGCCAAGGACCUGCUGCUGGGCACCACGCACCUCUGCGGCGUCAUGGACGAGGUGUACCGCCAGCUGGAAGGGCAGCCGUACGGGGGCUUCUACAUGGUGGGCAGGCCGUGCCUCAUGCUGCGAGACCCCGACCUCGUCUGGAGAGUGAAGCACGACUCCAGCCACUACUCCCUCAGGGGCGCCCGUAUAAAAGGCAACGCUAUGGAUCCCAUUUGGAGGAACCUGUUGGAUGUUGAUGACCGCCACUGGCGCGAGGUCAUGGGACAUCUAACGAAGGCCUUCGUAACGGAGAAGACGCGGAAGGUGUCCUUCCUACUGGAAGAGUGCGGCCUACGCAUGCAGAACGCGCUGUCGCAGCGGAUAGAAGAUGUCGGCUGGAGAGACUUCGACCUCAUGUGCGUCUGCUCGCGGUUCGCCACCGAUGCCAUCGGCUGCUGCGCCUUCGGCAUCGAAUGCGGCGCCAUCGAUGACCCGCGCUCAACGUUCCUCCAGUUGUCACACGAGGCUGUGUUUAUCAACCGGUGGCAAAAUUUCGCAGACGUCAUGUCACUAUGGCAGCCGCACAUUGUCAGCGUUCUGCGCCCAGACAUUUUGUCACGUGAUACGUACGAGUUCUUCAGGGAUGUCGCUUUGGACAUUCUUCGCUACAGGCGAGACAACAAACUGUGCCGAGACGAUAUGAUGAAUGAGCUGCUGAAAGUGAGGCUAAAUGGUCUCAAGUCUGUUCAAAAUAUCAACACAGAGUUCUCGGACGACUCCCUGGUGGCGUACGUGUUCGCGACGUUCGGCUUCGCGCUGGAGAUGCUGGCCAGCACGCUGAGCUUCUGCCUGUACGAGCUGUCGCUGGACACCGAGGUGCAGACGCGCGCCCGCCAGCAGGUGGACGCGGCGCUGAGAGCCCGCGGCGGCAGGCUCAGCUACGAGGCCGUCCAGGAGAUGACCUACCUCGACAUGGUGCUGACCGGUAAGGGCACUGACCUCCGUUUUACAGUAAAGCAGCGGCACCCCACCACGCAUUCUCCCGUUCCGCAACAACUAUCGACGGUCAGACGACUGAUACGAGCACUGUGUUCUGAAACCUCAGAACUAGUUGUGAAAAAUGCUACUGAUCCAUGA
This is a messenger RNA of Schistocerca cancellata (South American locust), 1275 nucleotides long. RefSeq names its product probable cytochrome P450 6a14. NCBI's taxonomy places the organism in Eukaryota, Metazoa, Arthropoda, Insecta, Orthoptera, Acrididae. Gene Ontology annotation, molecular function: iron ion binding; monooxygenase activity; heme binding. Bases 1 to 1275 code for a protein of 424 amino acids. The transcript is spliced from 4 exons. The record is from RefSeq and is a predicted model, not a curated record.